AUGGGGCACUUGAGCCUCCCAUCCAAGCGAAACCCUAAGCAAUGGAAGCUGCUCGACCUCGUAUCCGCUGCCUUCUUCGGUCUAGUCGUCCUCUUCCUCUUCCUUGUCUUCACUCCCUUCGGCGACUCCCUCGCCGCCUCCGGCAGGCAGGCUCUUCUCCUCUCAUCUUCGGAUCCCAGGCAGCGCCACCGCCUCGUCGAGCUCAUUGAAGCUGGACAGCAUCCUCAGCCGAUUGAGGCUUGUUCCGCCGAGGAGGUCGAUCACAUGCCAUGUGAGGAUCCCAGGCGGAAUAGUCAGCUUAGUAGAGAGAUGAACUUCUAUAGGGAACGUCAAUGCCCAAUACCGGACGAGACGCCUCUUUGCUUGAUCCCUCCACCAAAUGGCUACAGAGUUCCCGUCAGGUGGCCGGAUAGUUUGCACAAGAUCUGGCAUGCAAACAUGCCGCACAACAAAAUUGCUGAGAGAAAAGGCCAUCAGGGAUGGAUGAAAGAGGACGGCGAAUACUUUAUUUUCCCUGGUGGUGGCACCAUGUUCCCAGAAGGUGCCAUACCUUACAUUGAGAAACUUGGACAGUAUAUUCCCAUCCGAAACGGAGGUUUGAGGACUGCCCUUGAUAUGGGAUGUGGGGUUGCCAGUUGGGGAGGAUAUCUGAUGAAAGAAGGACUUCUACCUCUUUCUUUUGCCCCAAGAGAUUCACACAAAUCUCAGAUACAAUUUGCGUUGGAACGAGGAAUUCCGGCAUUUGUUGCGAUGCUUGGCACUCGGAGGCUCCCAUUCCCUGCAUUCUCAUUUGACUUGGUUCACUGCUCUAGAUGCUUAAUCCCUUUUACGGCUUACAAUGCAACUUAUUUCAUUGAAGUCGAUCGCUUGCUUCGCCCAGGAGGAUAUUUAGUCAUAUCUGGUCCUCCUGUACAAUGGGCUAAACAAGAUAAAGAAUGGGCAGAUCUUCAGGGUGUGGCCAGAGCACUUUGUUAUGAGCUAAUUGCUGUUGAUGGGAACACUGUCAUUUGGAAAAAGCCUACCGGAGAUUCAUGCCUGCCUAGUCAAAAUGAAUUCGGCCUUCACUUGUGUGAUGAAUCGGUUGAUCCAAGCUCUGCAUGGUACUAUAAAUUGGAGAAAUGUGUGACCCCUCAAUCUUCAAUAAAGGGAAAAUAUGAUGUCGGGGGGAUUCCGUCUUGGCCAAAUAGAUUAAACAAAGCCCCUGCAAGGGCUGCUCUCAUGAAGAGUGGCAUUGAUUUAUUUGAGGCCGACACUCGUCGUUGGGCAAGGAGGGUGGCCUAUUACAAGAACUCUUUCAAUGUCAAGCUGGGAACUCCGGCCGUGCGCAAUGUGAUGGAUAUGAAUGCAUUUUUUGGUGGCUUUGCUGCAGCACUAGCAUCUGAUCCUGUGUGGGUGAUGAAUGUUGUUCCUGCUCGCAAGCCGACAACUUUGGAUGUAAUCUUCGACAGGGGCCUUAUUGGUGUUUAUCAUGAUUGGUGUGAGCCCUUCUCAACUUAUCCUCGAACUUAUGAUCUAAUCCACGUUUCUGGAAUCGAAUCAUUAGUAAAAGCUCCAGGCUCUGGCAAAAACAGGUGUAGCCUCGUGGAUCUGAUGGUGGAGAUGGACAGAAUACUGCGACCAGAAGGAACAGUGGUGAUUCGCGAUUCUCCUGAGGCGAUAGAGAGAGUGGCUCGCAUAGCGAAUGCUGUUAGAUGGACUGCUACGAUACAUGAGAAAGAACAGGAAUCUCAUGGGCCACAGAAAAUACUGGUUGCUACCAAGAAUUUCUGGACACUCACUUCAGCAUCUCACUGA
Molecule: messenger RNA, 1794 nt
Organism: Linum trigynum
Lineage: Eukaryota; Viridiplantae; Streptophyta; Magnoliopsida; Malpighiales; Linaceae
Source: the annotation of a GenBank genome assembly